UACUAGUGGUGGGCGCGGUUUGCAGGAGCCUGUCGUGUACGCUUUAAACAGACUGUUCUGCAGCAUGUCUCAAUCUUGUAAUACGAGCACUUGUGGUGCAUGCAUCAGCAGUGUAAGGAGAGGGAGUCUUUCCAAGAUAGCGGCAAACAUCGCCGAAGCAGAGCUCCUGCAGGAACUUGCUGCUUUUACCGAUUGACAUACUGUGGGUGAUGCUGGAUGUGGAUCGCAAUCGCCCAAAUUUAUCCACACCUUUGUUUGUUUUUUCUUUGGAGAGCUGAUUUAAACACCCGUGGCUUGAAACAUAAGAAAAACCGACGAAUCUGCAGAUGGAUGGAGUUUCUAGUGCUGGCCUCCAUGCUGGAUCUUUGUUUUGCACACAUCUAUCGUGGAUGUAUGGAGAUAUCUGUCAUUUUGUCCACCAGGGCUCCACAGUCACGUGACUGAAAACUACCUUAAAAAGUCCGAUGAAGAGUUGUGGAAAUGACACGUUUUCAUGCAUAUGAUGCCCAAUGCUCCACAGAGGAGAUUUAGUAAUUUAGGAUUUACGUUACUUUUGAGGAUUAAAGCCUCUCAGCUGCAUUUUUCUUACAGGGUAAGAGCAUUUUGCCUAACCCGACUUAAACCACCGACCUAUCUGUGACUGUCAUAUAUUAGCUAACCUUCCCUUUGGCUGCUGGAGCACAGUCACAUCGCUUUAUAGCAGCUGUAAAGCAUCCUCCGUUGUUAUCUUUAUAACCCGCCUGUAGUGGGACAAGUUCUUCUCUGCAGUUUAUGAAAGUGUCCAAGUCAUGCCUUUUUUAGAAUUCAUAGCUGGGAGCAUUUCCGGUAAGAAAAACUACAUUUUACAUUUAACAUAUUUGCGUGCAUGUCAUAACAUGUCCUUGCUGGUUCAUGUAGGUGCAGUGGGACUUGCAGUUGGACAUCCAUUAGACACUGUGAAGGUGCGACUGCAGGCCCAGUCUGUGUACAAAGGGAUAUUUGACUGUUUAUCUAAAACAUACUCUAAUGAGGGGCUCCGUGGAUUCUUCAAAGGCAUGGCAUUUCCGGUGCUGACCACAGGCAUCACAAACUCUGUUGUCUUUGGUUACUACAGUAAUGCCUUAGAUUACCUCACUCAAUCUCAGCGCAGUGACCGCAAUCAGGGAAAACCGGCCUCUGCUGCACAGGUCUUCGCAGCCGGCUCCUUCUCAGGUCUGGUGCAGGUGUUUGUUUUGGCACCCAUUGACCUGGUGAAGGUGCGUCUGCAGGGUCAAACAACUGCUGUCCGAUACCGGGGACCCAUUCACUGUGUUGCCGUCAUCUUGAAGGAGGAGGGGCCCAGGGGUCUGUUCAGAGGAGGGUUUGCCCUCGCCCUGAGGGACGUACCCUGCUAUGGACUCUACUUUUUGCCUUACGAGGUCACUCGAAAGGCUCUGACCGAGACUGGCAAAGAGUCAGGUACAUUUGCAAUAUUGAUGGCAGGGGGCUUGGCGGGAGUGGUGACCUGGGCCUUUGCCACACCCAUGGACGUGGUGAAAGCCCGGCUCCAGAUGUCAGGAGCUGGCGGCCGGGAGUACAGCGGGGUCCUCCACUGCAUGAGAGAGAGCAUCAGAGAGGAGGGAGUGAGGGUCUUUUUCAAAGGCCUGACACUCAACAGCCUGAGGGCCUUCCCCGUCAACGCCGUCACCUUCCUAAGCUACGAGAUGCUGAUGAAGACUUUCUAUCCACCGACGAGAUGACCUCACUCUGUGCCGCACCUUUGAAAGAUCUACCCAUGUUGUGGAGGAUUUAUUCAUACACAAUAUGGCUGUAGGCUAGAUAUUCUCAGGAAGACUUGACAUUAUCAGUUGAAAUGGUCUCAGUUUUAGACAAUCUGAAGAUGAUGAGUAUUGAAAUACUGCUUUUUUCAAUUUUGUAAGUCUGUGUGGAAUAGGUCAACUCUCAUUCAGCAAGGAUCAAAAACUUGAACACACUGCAGCUAAGCGUAAUUGAUGAAAAUGUUCAAAUUCAGCUCCAGCUGAGUUUCUUGUGACUUGCACAGCUUUAAUGGAGCAUAUCACGGCGAAGCUGCUCAUAUUUACUGGACAUCAGAUCCAUUGUGCUACAAAAUAUGAAUGUAACUGAAAAAGGUGCAUUUUCAACUAUAGGUUUUACAUUUUAUUUAAAAGCAUUUUCUUUCUCUCAAUUUUCUAAUAAAUGAACAACGGAAAGAAUGUAGAUGAUUUCAUUAUUGAUGAGCGGUCCCCCCUCCUGAGAUGAGAUCUCUCAUCUGUUGCUCUGAAGUCAGAGCUGUCUAGUUUUGGCCUGCUGUUCACAAACUGUGGAUGUUUAUAUUGCUGGAAUUCAUUCAGUCUCUUGUCAGGGAUUCUCAUGUUUCAUCCAUGUAGUGUUUCACGGAGUCGUUGCAUGUGAUGUCAAACAUCACUACAGGUUUUGUCCAAGCAGAGGUCCUAUUUCCCUUACAGGUUUGUCCUGUUUGUAUCAGCAGCCAUCUUAAGGUUUUGAAUGGCUUGUGGUAAGUCCUGUCAUGGUGAGACUUGAAGACUGAUUAGAUGUUCUGAUAGCCCAGCCAUGCAACAUCCCUUGUAAGUUUGCAGUAUGCGCUCUGGUCUUAAAUGGCGAGGAAGGAUUGGGUGGACCUUGAGUUAAAGCUGCUGUAAUUAACUUUUUUUUUUGUUAACUACAGAUCGAAUGCCUGUGUGCAACAUGAAAAGGGUCACUUGUAGAAAAUCAUCACCUGACUGCAGUUCCCUUAAGCACUGCAGAGAGUUUUAGUGUUUUUAAGCUGCAAAAGAGCCAGAUAUUUCACUCAAGAGUUAGUAGCGACUAAAAACAAGGCUAGAUGGGGAGUAAAUAAUGGAAGUGCACUUGCCUGGAGGCCAAAAUCUCCAGUUAAUCUCAAUGCUUUUCCAUGUUUGCCAACACAGUCACCAUGUAAACUAAGGCAAUAAAAUGUCAAUGUUUGUAUUUAGAGCUUGUUGUGCAUCAUAGUUUUUGUCAAAAAGCAAUUUCCAAAUUGAAUAAUAAAUGAAAAUGUGUUGUUUACACGU
Molecule: messenger RNA, 3029 nt
Organism: Epinephelus lanceolatus (giant grouper)
Lineage: Eukaryota; Metazoa; Chordata; Actinopteri; Perciformes; Serranidae
Gene: slc25a45
Product: solute carrier family 25 member 45
Biological process (GO): transmembrane transport
Cellular component (GO): mitochondrion
Molecular function (GO): transmembrane transporter activity
Source: RefSeq, a predicted model, not a curated record